UACACAAUAUAUUAAAUAAAAAAUGUCCAGUGGAGCUGAUCGGAAAGCUUCAGCUGGCGACAAUAUCGUAAACGAGCAGCCAAUCGAAAUAAGCUCAGAUUCGAGCGUAGAAGAUAAUAGCAACUGUGAAGCGCCCUCCGAUUCUGAAAGUGAAGUAAGUGUCCUGAGCUCACUGGUCGACAGCAGCGAUUCGCACGAUGACCAAAAGCUGGCGGAUGAGUUCUCGGCCAUAUUGGACAUAGCCAAUAAGAAAUAUAGGCAUUAUAUGGAUUUGUGUACCACGGCCUUCAAAUUGAAUGUCUUUGAGAAGAUUGAAGUGGCCAUUAAUGAGUUCCAGGCAUUCACAACUGUGCCGCCGCAUAUAUGGCUUCGUUAUCUCAAGGCUCUGAAGGUGGUCACCCAAACUCCGGCAGAGUGGGAGAUCUUUAAGACAAAAUGCAGUCUGGCUUUGGCCAGCUUCUAUGAUGACCAACUGGCUGAAUUUGUUGUCAAAAGCUUGAUGGAGCAGCCACUCGCUGAUCAUCUGCAGAUGUGGUCAAAGAUUCUGGCAGAUUAUGGCUUAGAACGCUUCGAUUUCGUUGAAGAAGCACGCAGAUUGGUUGCAUCUCUGGAUGAAGACAACAUUGAAAUGAUUGAGCAAACAUUGAGCGCCAAUUGCGUGACCUGGCAUUACGACCAGGAUCAAAUGGAGCCGAUUGCAAAGCUGAUUGACGAGUUCAAACAGAAGUUAAAAAGUAAUGCAGAGAAUUCGUCCUGGCUGCAGGAAAGCUAUCUGCUAAGGGCCGAAACUUUGUCGCUCAGCACAAAUAUGAAAUGCACCCUGACCAAAUUGAUAUACGAGCGUUGCCUCGCCAAAUAUCCCACUGACAGUCGUUUGUGGCUGGACUAUAUAGCCUAUAUGGAGAAGCCCAAAGAGCCGGAAUCGGAAGAUCUGUUCCAUACAGCCAUAUGCGAUGGCUAUUUAAAGUGCAAGCCCAUGGAGCUGAUUAGCCGUGUGCUGCAGAUAAAGCCAACAAUUGCGAUCAAUCACAAGUAUUUGGAGCUUUUGGAGCAAAGCAUUCUCAGUACGGAGCAAGUGGAGUCGGAGAUUAAGCGCCAGCUGAAACGUCUCGAGCCGCAUAUGGAAAUGAACGUGGAGCUGCAGCUAGACUACUUGGCCUACCGCGUGCGUCACACCGAUGUCAACAACGAGGAGGAGGUCAAGCAGUUGCGAAAUGCCUUUCGCGAGGUGUGGGAUCGUUUGUCUGAACUCUACGGCGACCUGGCAGACACCUGCUUCGAGGUGCUGCAGCUUUGGGCUCAGGUGGAGUACGCGAAGCUAAAAUCUCCCGAUAAAGGAGCUGACAUCUGGUGUGAGAUUUUCAGCUAUCCGGGCAGCAGUGUCAAGGCGCAUCUGUGGCUCGCAUAUGCCCAAAUGGAGAUCCAAUAUAAUAAGAGCCAAAAAGUGUCCAUUGUGCUCAGGCAGGCCUUGGAGGCGCUCUCUAUGUCACCAGAAGUGCAGAUUAUAGUCGAAUUUUAUCGUCGCCACGAGCGCUGCUUUGGCAACUAUGAGUCAAUAGCCGAGUGCCAGAAAUACUGCGAGGCGUACAUGGAACAAGCGGGCAGCUACGGGCAUCAAUCAGCCUGGCGACAGGGCAAUACUAGACGAAUGCCAGCAUACCAAAAGCCGGAAAGGAAGCCGCCCAUCAAAUCGUCCAAGAAGCCGUUGCCGGCUGCCAAGAAAACAAUGCCAUCAAGCUCCCAGGCAAAAGAGGCAAAAGAAUCUAAUUUUAAGUAUUCAUCAAAUAUGGAAAAGAAUAAGAUAUUUAUAAAAAAUCUAUAUCCGCAAUGUACCAAAGAGGAUUUAAUCAGUGCAUUCGAAAGUUUUGGCGUCAUCAAGGAUGUGCGCCUGGUCUACCGACCCAAUCAAAAAUUCAAGGGCAUUGCCUACAUUGAGUUCGAGAAGGAGCAGGAAGCGCAAAAUGCGGUCAUCGGCAGCAAUGGCAUUGACAUUGGCGGCCAAAUCAUUGACGUUGCCAUUUCCAAUCCGCCACCGAAGCUACCCAAAGGACCGUCUACAUCCUCGGGCGCGUCAGCAGUCGGAGCUGCCGGUGAUAAAAGGCAGACAGUGAAACGUCGUCAUCAAACAUCGCUGAUACCCACACGCUUCAUCAUCACUGAGGUGAAGCGUCGCAAGAAGCUCGAACUGGACGACGAUGCAGCGGUUAGCAGUACAAACGAUGCGGCCAAUGGCAACAAUACCAACAAUUCCAAUUCCAAUGCCAAUGCCAAUGGCAAUGAUAAUGGGAAUGUCAAUGACAGUGGCAAGGAGACGGCGGAGCAGCCGCCGACAGCAUCAGUGUCGACUGGCCCAAAGAGCAACGAUGACUUUCGCAAGCUCUUUAAUAUUUAAGCUUAACAUAAGCAAUUGAUGUUUUUUAUAGUAUGAUAAGUUAGCUAUAACGCGAUGCCUGAGAAUCCCCCAAAACAAAAAUGAAAACGAUAAACCUGAAGCAGAACACAUGAAGCAGCUGCGGUGCAUGCUGUUCCCCAUAUACAUACAUAUUUUUGGUUAACUAUGGAAAACGGAAAACAAAUUUACAAUUUGGCAAUUAGACUUAAAU
Messenger RNA from Drosophila navojoa, 2603 nucleotides. It is a transcript of the gene Rnp4F, whose product is annotated as RNA-binding protein 4F. Gene Ontology annotation, biological process: mRNA splicing, via spliceosome. The record is from RefSeq and is a predicted model, not a curated record. Gene Ontology annotation, molecular function: RNA binding; protein binding. Lineage: Eukaryota; Metazoa; Arthropoda; Insecta; Diptera; Drosophilidae. Gene Ontology annotation, cellular component: nucleoplasm; ASAP complex; cytoplasm.